UAACGCAGAGCCUCCAUUUCUCCUCUCCUCCUCCGCCUUCUCUUCUCCCUCCUUUCCCCUAUACAUACACUCUUACAUAUAUUUCAUCCUUCUUCUAGGGUCUUUCUUUCUUUAUCCUUGUCCCUCUGGUGGUCGGUACGAGAGGAAGAAGUAGUAGAAGUAGACGGAGCCUUGAAGUUUUCGUUCUCUCUUUCGUUUCAUCGGAAAUGAAGAAGGAGGACUGAACCAAUUCUAGAAUCGGAAAAUAACCACAGAUCGGAAUCGGAAACCCACCGUUGCAGAAACCCGAAACCGGAUUUUCUCUUGGGUAAAUGAUGAGGUAUCAGAGAGUCAGCCCAGAUUGUCUUCCUCUCACCAAUGGCAAGAAGCCCUACUUGAGACCUUCUCCUUCACGAGCACCAAAGGAAGACGCCACCGCCGAUAAAGGCAGAGCAACUUCCUCCGCCGCCGCCAACGGAACAUGCACGAUCGCCAGUUCGGCCGUCGACGGAGUUUCCAAGGGCUUCCGAUUCAGAUCCCAACAAGAUCCUCACGAUCCUAACCCCACCCCCAGUCCCGGCGGCGUCAGCGGAGACGUGCUGUUGCAGUGGGGACAACGGAAACGUUCUAGGGUUUCUCGGGCUGAGAUCCGAUCCGCCGCCGCCGCAGCCGAUGAUUCCUCGUCGUCGUCGGGACAUGGGAAGGUAUCGUCGAACAAGCUGCAGAAGCGAUCGGCGAAUCCGACAAUGCCGCCGCCGCCGCCGCUUCUCUGCGGCGUAUCCUCCGGUCGGAGUACGAACCCUAGAAACGGUUCCGUCAGAAACAAGGAAGCUACAUCUGGAUUCAUCGCUGCCAGGAAUUUAGAAGACCGAUCCGCCGCCGCCAUCGGUUCGCCGGCGAGAAAUCUCGGCGGCGAAGGCGGCCGUGCGGUGUCCAGAUCGGCGGCCGGAACUAAGCGAUCUCCGCCAUCUCCGGACAAGAUCGAGAAGAAAUCAAAUGGCAAGGAUCAUCAUCAACAACAGAGACAAAACGGGUUCGACCAUCAUCAGCACCACCGUGUGAACCGAUCGGAAUCAACAGCUCAGGCUCUAUUGGAGCACGAGACGAAAAACAACAAUGGCGAGAAAACGGCGCAGGUGGAAAUGAUGGAAUGGCCCAGGAUUCACAUUGCCCUGUCUAGGAAAGAGAAGGAAGAAGAUUUCUUGGCGAUGAAAGGGACAAAACUCCCACAUCGGCCCCGGAAACGGGCGAAGAACGUUGACAAAGCCCUCCAGUAUUGUUUUCCAGGGAUGUGGCUGUCUGACUUGACCAAGAGCCGGUAUGAAGUUAGAGAGAAGAAAAGUGUGAAGAAGCAGCAAAAAAGAAGGGGUUUGAAAGGCAUGGAGAGUAUGGACACCGACUACUCCGAGUAGGGAAAGAUGGUGUAUCUUUUCGCACGUGCUGGUUGCAUUUUACGCACGUGCGAGUAG
Tarenaya hassleriana is the source of this 1448-nucleotide messenger RNA. RefSeq lists its product as uncharacterized. The record is from RefSeq and is a predicted model, not a curated record. NCBI's taxonomy places the organism in Eukaryota, Viridiplantae, Streptophyta, Magnoliopsida, Brassicales, Cleomaceae. Bases 312 to 1391 code for a protein of 359 amino acids. The transcript has 6 exons.